GGCUCUUCCCGAUUAGCGCUUUUCCGCUCCCCGUUCAUUCGCAAAAUCGCUACCUACGCUCGAGUUCCUUUCACUUGCGCGGCUUCGCCUUCGCGGGAAUGCAAACGAGUAAUUGCACGAAAAGGUGGUAUAAUUUAUCUUUCGCCCAUUUCGCACACCUCGCCAUUUAGCCCAUUUGGCCCAUUUGGCCCACUUCGCGAGCGUUCAUCCCAGCUUCCCCCCUUCUCAGAAAUUCCCAUUUCGCAUUUCUGUUUUUCCCCUUUUUUGUUUUCCCAAAUCGUCAACUCGCACACACGCGCGCCAUUCCACUUCGCACGUUCCCUCCCUUGUAAAGUUGAAGAAGGCCCAGCGCGACCGUCCAUUUUUGUGACAAACAAAUCGGCCCACCUAGCGCCCCACGUAGCUUCUUACGUAGCAUCUUACGUAGCUUCUAAGCAAAACAGACGAAGAACACCUCGAUCUAAAGUGCACCCCAAAAUGAACGCCAAAAAUUUAAUGGCAUCCUUCUCCCUAAUCCUCCUCUUGUGUGUCCUGCUAAAUCUGGCAAUCGUUCAGGUUAACGCAAAUGAAAAUAACAAAAUAAAAGGAGGGAAGGUACCCCCCCCUUCUGUGCCCACAGGAAAUAACUCAGAUAACAAUGUACCCAAAAAAGAUGGAGGAGAAAAUAACCCCCCCCCUGAUGCAGAAAACGCUUUACAAGAACUGAAAAACUUUACUAAAAAUUUGGAAAAAAAAACGACAACAAACAGAAAUAUAAUAAUCAGCACGACUGUGAUUAACAUGGUUCUGUUGGUAUUGUUAUCUGGGCUAAUAGGAUACAACACAAAAAAGGGGUUUAAAAAAGGCCAAAUGGGCAGCGUAAAGGAGGUAACUCCAGAAGCCCAAAAGGGGAAAUUGUAA
Molecule: messenger RNA, 900 nt
Organism: Plasmodium vivax (malaria parasite P. vivax)
Lineage: Eukaryota; Apicomplexa; Aconoidasida; Haemosporida; Plasmodiidae
Product: sexual stage antigen s16, putative
Exons: 2
Coding region: 478-900 (140 amino acids)
Source: RefSeq, a predicted model, not a curated record